Molecule: messenger RNA, 1823 nt
Organism: Leptidea sinapis
Lineage: Eukaryota; Metazoa; Arthropoda; Insecta; Lepidoptera; Pieridae
Exons: 8
Coding region: 194-1306 (370 amino acids)
Source: RefSeq, a predicted model, not a curated record
GCGGAGUAGCUACGAGUCGCUCGUUAUAUCACACUCGUAGCAACUACGACUACGAUCGUAGACCGGAGCUUUCGUUACGCUACGCCACAGGUGCUACGACAUAUGUAACUGAAUCACAUCAUAAAACGGUCCUGAACGUGCUAAUCGUCUAGACUUCGGUAAUGAAAAUGGGCAAGAGUGGUCACUUACUUUGAUGGCAUGUGACAGAGUGAGAAAGAAAGAGGCAAUGGUGCCAUUUCACUUAAAUACCCUCUUCCUUCUGAUGCUAAUUAUAAAACAAGGUAACGGCCAAGCGACAGACGUGGACGUGAGGAUAUCAGCACCAAGUUGGGUGGCACGAGGAAGUUCAGCAACGUUGCGAUGUUUGCAUCAAGUUCCUCCACAACUUCUGUACAAGGUGGAAUUCCUGAGAACUGGCGCCAAAGUCUUGCAAUACGUCAGGGAGCGUGUGCCUCCCUAUACCAAUUAUACGUUCCAAGGGGGCAAAGUUAAUAUGUCUCUAGUGACUGAAAACUCAAUAACUUUGGACAAUCUGGACCCAACAGCGUCAGGACUGUACUGGUGUGAAGUGUCAUUGGAGACUCCAAUAUUUACAGCUGCAUCGCCACCUCACCAGUUGACUGUUGUCUAUUCUCAAAAGCAUCCACCUAUUAUAACAUUUGGCAAGCCGGACGUCGUAGUGGGUGGACUUCUGCGGGCGAACUGCACCAGCGCUCCAGCUGCACCGGCACCGAGACUCACCUGGUACAUAGACAAUGAAAAGGUACCCGAAGACGCUAUAAAAUACUUUUCGUAUCGUGUAUCGAGCUCAACCCGCACCAAAGGCGGGGGAUAUCGACACAGGAAGCACCAACAUCGAUAUAUUGCCCCCGAGUUCAACUACACAGCUAAGUAUUGGGCACUUGUGAGUGAAAGUACCACACCAUCUCCGGCAAACUUGGCUAAGCACAGUAAAUGUACUUUAAAGGAAGGACCAGAUGAGGUUGCCAAGAUAAAGGAAAAGCCUCGCGAGGCAGUACACCCACCGAUUUCCCUUUGGGUAUCGAUUGCUGAGCUUCGAACACCAGCCCAUGGAAGACUUCAGCUGACCUGCACUGCUACUAUUCCCGAUGAGGUGGGACCGGGAGAAAAGUUUGCUGACGUGAAGAAGCAAACUGUUACAGUUGCGGUGAACGAGCUCAGCUUGAAGAAGCCGAGAACGGAUACAAGUGUUGCCAACAGUACUUCCGCUUCGCUACACAACUUGUGCUCCCUCUGGUUAAUUGGCAGCUUUGUAAUACAAGAGCUUACUUUACCUCUCCGUUAAAUCCCUUUAAUAUAAUAUCAAUGUUGUAGACACUUACGUAGUUAAUGUAUUUGCUCCACUCUUAAAUGUCGAACUUGUAGUAGUAGUGUCAAAGAAUCAUUGAAGUACAAUAAACUAUUAGACUCGUCAAAAAAUGUCCGAGCAGCAUUGUAUGUACGUAUUAACUUCAUAUAUAACACUAGCUGACCCAGCAAACGUUAUAUUGCUGAUAUUAAAAUCGCGAUACAAAAGUAACUGUUGAUCGUAGAUGGGUGAAAAUUUGAAGUUGUAUCUAUUUUUUAAUGCUGACUCAUAAUCAAACUGUCAUAAUUUAAAAAAAAUGUCAAAAAAAUAUUAAAAAAAAAUUCGUGUGGACCACCCUUAACAUUUAGGGGGAUGACAAAUAGAUGUUGUCCGAUUCUCAGACCUACCCAAUAUGCACUCAAAAUUUCAUGAGAAUCGGUCAAGCCGUUUCGGAGGAGUUCAAUGUUUAACACCAUGAUACGAGAAUUUUAUAUAUUAGAAGAUUAAAACUCAC